CCACGUUUAUAUGUUGACUUUUGUAUUAAAAACUUCUUCUUCUCUCAUUUACAGGAGACCUUGCAGCAGUUAAUAGUCAUGCCCCUACCCAACAUCCUUUGCAUCGCCAAGGAUCCUCUUUCAGCUAAAAGCAUGGAGGAGCUGAAAAGACUUUUGUUGCUGUUACUCGGCUGUGCCGUCCAGUGUGAGCGUAAAGAAGAGAUGAUCGAGAAGAUCAAGCUGCUGGACAUUAUGACGCAAGCUGCCAUCGUCUCUCACAUCCAGGAGGUGACUCACAACCAGCAGAAUGUUCUCGACCUAUCCUGGCUGGAGGAAGGAUCGGAGCUCACGCACGAAGAGCUCACACCUCUGUCCAAAACUAUGGCUGAAUCGCUACGGCAACUGAUUGAUCAGAGAGACAAAGCCAGUGAGGUGAUUGUUGAUCUGACCCAGGAGAGGGACUACCUGCACAGUCAGCAGCCCCAGGAAGGGUGCAGGAACCUGGGUAUGAACAGCCCGGAUCGUGGGCAGAGCUCUGGAGGUCUGACUAACGGUGGAUCAGCUCUGAUGGUCUCCGGCCUCACCAAAGAGGAGAAGCAGCAUCUGUCUGUGGAGCUGGCUGACACCAAGGCCAAGCUCCGCAAAUACAGACAAGAGCUAGAGGAGAAAACAGAGCAUCUGAUGGAUUCAAGACAUGAAGUGGAGCGUCAAGAUCAGGAGCUGCAGAGACUAAAACAAGAGAACCAGUCUCUGUCAUGUGAGGCUCGUUCGGUCAGAGUGUACCGUGAUGAGGUGGACUCUCUGAGGGAGAAAGCGUCGCGAGUGGACCGGCUGGAGACCGAACUGACCCGAUGUAAAGAAAAACUCAACGACGUUCACUUCUACAAAACCAGAGUGGAGGAGCUCCGAGAGGACAACAUGACUCUGAUGGAGACGAAGGUGCUGCUGGAGGAGCAGCUGACAGCCUCCAGAGGGCGCUGCGAUAAACUGCACACGCUGGAGAAAGACAACUUGUUGCUGCGAGCUAAAAUACACGACCUGGAAAUGGAGAGAGACAAUGAGCGCAGAAGGCUGGAGGAGCUGGUGGAGGAGAACAUGCUGCUGGAGAUCGGUCAGAAGCAGAGCAUGAAUGAGUCUGCUCAUCUUGGCUGGGAGCUGGAGCAGCUGUCCAAGAACCACGACAACACAGAGACUCGUAAGUCGUUGGUCCAUGAGCUGAAUGAGUGCGUCUCCAGUCGAGUGUUGAAGCUUGAGAAGGAGAACCGGGAGCUUCAGGCUUCGAUAGAGAGACUGAAAGAGGACAACCACCAACUGCAGGAGAAGCAGCUCCACACCCAGGAGCUUGACCGAGAGAACCAGAGCUUCAGCAAGAAGUUGGAUCGUCUCCAGGGUUUGUUGGACCAGGAGAGACUGACCAAUCAGGACAUGGAGUCAUUGGGAGAGGAAAUCUUGAAGGAGAAACAGAUGCUGGAGAGAGACAUGCACUCUUUGAAGGCAGAGAAAGACCAGCAGAUCUCAGAGUUGGAGAGUGAGAAGCAGCACCUCUCUGACGCGGUGGCUUCCCUUCAGGAGCGAGCUCAGUCUAACAACGUGGCGAGGGUCCGCGAGGUGGAGACGGAGAACCGCCUCCUGCACCAGAACAUCACUGAUACCAGCUCCCGAUUGGCCAGCUUGGAAACGCAACUCAAACAGGCAAAUGAGGAGUCGGAGAGGCUGAGGGAGAGAGCAGGGCGGUGUGAGGAGGUGGAGAGGGAGGCGGCGAGGCUGGAGAGGAGCAGGGACGCUCUGAACAGAGAGGUGGCCUCCCUGCGUGCAUGCAGCGAGCGGUCAGAAACUCUGGAGAAGCAGGUGUCCUCUUUAGAGCAGGAGGUGCACAGGCUGAAGCGGGAGACAGAGGAGAACCAGAAGGAGCUGCAGCGACUUGAUAAGCAAGAGGCGGAGAACGGCCUUCUGACAAAGGAGAACCUGGACCUCCGCUGCUCCCUGGAAAACGUGCGCUCCUCGUCCGCACGCCUGGCCACCUUACAGGAGGAGCACAAAGAGUCACAGAGAGAGACACAGGAGCUGCAGAGGAGGCUGGAGACGACGAGAGAGGAGGCACAAGGAGAGAAGAAGAGGGCGGAGAGGCUGGAGCUGAAUGUGGCGGCUCUGAACCAGGAAAAGCAUCGGUUAGAGAAGGAAGUACAGAGGAGCAAAGAGGAGAGGGAGGAGGUAGAGAGAGAGAAGCAGGAGGUGCAGGCUCGAGAAGAGGAAGUUAAAAGGGAAGUGGAAGAACUGAAGGAGGAGCGGAGGAGGAGAGAGGAAGGUGACAAAGAGAGGAAGAAGAUCCAGCUGGACCUGGAGCAGUCGGAGAAGGGAAGGAAGCACUUGGAGAAGGAGAGCUGGAGGAUCAGAACGCUGCUGGAGGGCAAAGAGACGGAGCUGGAGGAGAAAACCAGGAAGCUGGCUACGGUGAAGAAGGAGGGCACAUCUCUGAGUAAGGAGGUGGAGAGGAUGAAGGAGGUGGCGGUCAAAGCAAAGGAGUUAGAGAGGGAGAACAAAGAGCUGCAGAAACAGGCGACCAUUGACAAGAGGACUCUGGCUACUCUGAGAGAGGAAUUGGUGUCAGAGAAGCUGAGCGUUCAGCAGCAGAGUGUCGAGUUAGAGAGACUCAACGAAGAACUGGAGAAGAUCGGACUGAACAGAGAGAAACUGCUGCAGCAGGAGCACACUCUGGAGGACAGCAGGUACAGGCUGCUGGAGUCUCGGCUGGAGGAAACUGUCCAACAGACGAUGAAGAUUAAAGAGGAGAAAAUAUCCUAUCUAGAGAAGAAAGUAGAAGAAAGCAACGCACUCAACAAAACGCUACGUGCAGAACUAGCCAAUGCUCGGCAGACUGGGUCAACUCAGCGUCAGCUACAGGAAGAAGAAGAAGAAAACCACAACUACCAGCAGCGCUCGGGAGGUGACAGAGGUCAGGGGUCAGCCACUGCUGAGCUGCUACGAAUCAAAGAUCAUCUCAUCGAUGUGGAAAAGAAUAACGCUUCCCUGCAGAUGGAAAGCAGCUUGUUGAAGGAACAGCUCAAACAGAUUGAGAACCAGAACACGUCUCUGAACAACCAGAUGGGGGCGCUGCAACGACACACCAGCACCCUGCAGGAGCAGAAUUCCUCCUUACACACUCAGACUGCAAAACUACAAGUGGAGAACUCCACACUCGCCUCGCAGAGUGCGUCUCUCAUGGCCCAGAAUGCCGUGCUGCAGGGUCAAGUCAGCGCCCUGGAGACGGAGGUGGAGUCGUGGCAGCGUCAGCGCGAGGAGGCGUGGCGAGCCAGAGAGGGCGUGCUCAGUGACCACGAACGGCUGCUGAGCGUUCACGAGAGGCAGGCGCACGAAUACGAGCAGCUCAUCAGUCAGCACACGACGCUGAAGACCAAACAGAGGGCGCUGGAGAACGAUCACAGGACGCUACACAGCAAGUAUUGUACUCUGCUGCAGCAGAAGGACAAAUGGGAGGAGCAGGAGGGACGGGGACUGAAAGAAAAGGAGCAGCUGAACCAGGAGACCCAGAAGAAUCGACUUCUACAGCAAGAUAAUCUGCAGCUAAAAGCAGAAGUGGACAGAUUGACAGGGAGCCAAUCCCAGCAGACAGAGCAGUGUGAGGGUCUCCAGCAGCGCAUGAACGACAUGAAGAGCUCAUUAAGCUCCGCCCAGCUGGAAGCGAGUAGAUGGAUGGCACGGUACGAUUCGCUAAAGGAGCAACACCAGGGCCUGGAUCUGACUAUGACCAAACUGGACAACCACUGUGAGCUUUUGAGUCGACUGAAGGGGAACCUGGAGGAGGAGAACCACCACCUCCUGAGUCAGAUCAACCUGCUGAGUCAGCAGAACCACACUCUGCUGGAGAGGAGCAUGGAGAGCAAAGAGCUGUAUCACCAGGAGCAGAAACUUUACAUAGAUAAGCUGAACUCUCUGCGUCGUCAGAAAGAGAAGCUAGAAGAGAAGAUCAUGGAUCAGUACAAGUUCUACGACCCAACACCAAAAAAGAGGAGUCAGUGGUCCGGAGCCAAAGCUUUAGCCAAACUGAUUAAACCCAGAAAGGAGAGCAGCAGGGAGCGAGGGAGUGACCGAGAUAAGGACGGAGCCAAAGACAGAGAGCGAGCAAAGAGCGCCCCGGACAUCCCACUACCUGCCCCGCCUCCCCUCCUCCCCCCUGAAACCCCUCCCCCAAUCCCCAAGCGGACAGCCAGCGACACACAGGACAGCGGCAGUGCCCACAGUAACCAUAACAACCACAUCACUAGCCCCAUCCUGGGACCCCAGAGUCCAGCGCUCACGCCCAUCAGCAGAGGUUUGACUGACAGGAGCCGCGGUGUCUAUCGCAGCAGCACUCCAGGAGGCAGCAACGAGAGUAUCAACGGAGAGGAUGCACAUGGACAAGGUCGUAAAGCUAUGAGCUCCACUCCGAGCCACCAGUCCCCUUCACUGGGUCCACACAACAACUCCAGACUGGGACCAGUUCCGUCCACAGACCCGAGGUAAACCACGGCAUGCUGUAACAUUUCAGGUCUGUUAUUUGAUGACGACUCUCGUCAUAACGCCUCCGACUCCAUGUUUGGUCACCAUGUCAACCCUGGAGGUCGCCCAGGAUCGGCUGACUUCAGCCGCAACACCUCAAGCUCCAACUCCCCCGUCAACUGCAGAGACACAUCUGAUCGUCAGCCUCGCUCGGCCAGCCUCUCUAGUGAUGAUGUCAUGGGUCUCAGCCAAUCACAGCAGACCCUGUCGCGCAGCUCCACCCUUCCAUACGACCAUGCGCCUCAGAGGGCCCAGCCACAGCGGGUCGCAGGGGUCAGGAUGAAGAACCGCUCGUCUUCUCCUGGAAGUGAGAUGGUAACGCUGGAACAGUUUCUACAAGAGAGCAACCUACAGUCUCCCCCCACGGUGUCGACAGGAAGCAGGGAGGACUUGAUGACUGAUUAUUUUGCCAGAAGUCCCGCCCCCUCUGCACCAGCCGGCAGGGACCAGGUGACUCCCACCAACUAUGUCACCCCCACUGUACAGUCAUCCAACCAGAGACCAGGCCAGAGCGUCAAACCCUCGCCCCGCCAGCCUGUGGGCCAAUCCCCUGCCCCCAGCCAGCCUGUCACUCAGAGAACCGGCCAAUCAUUGAGCAGAGCUUACAGCCUGGCCACGGCUGAUUUGCUGCGUUCAAAUGGACCUGACAGCUUCCGUGUAAAUGAAGGACAAACGGAUGCAGUUGUUCGCAGACAAGGGGGAGGCGCUAACGGGAGAGAGCGGCCUCUUUCAGCCCGUCUGGCUGGUCCGACCAAUCAGCACGGAGAUGCAAGCUUCCUGAACCCGCCCAUCCACCACUCGUCCUCUCUUAAUCUGCAAACAGAGCGAUACGCAGAGAGAGAGCGAGGAAGGGCUCGUGUCCCCGGAAACGCCCCCCACCAUCACAGAGGAGAGGUCGCCAUGGUGAGCCCCGUCAGAGCUGUGCCCGCCACACGACCCGAUGACUCGAACGAGCACACGGAGGUGUCGGGGGAGGGGCGGCCAGGUGACUCCUCUCAACUUAAGAAGGAGAGUGAGGGAGAGAGGUGUGGCUCUGCCGAACGCCCAAAAAGCACCCCAGCUUCACCCGACCCAAACAACGACCCACAGACUGUGUGGUAUGAGUACGGCUGUGUCUAAACACUGGAACUACAGGAGUGGUUGUGUCUAAAGACUGGAACUGAAUACUUAAACUACAGUCUGCUGGGGCUGAAUACUGGAACGUUGUGGGAUAAAUACCUGCAGAGGUCUGUAGUUAAGCAUUGAUCAAAUACAUCAACUGGAAAUCUGUCUAAUUCCUGGAAGAGAAAGCCGAGUUUAAAACUAUCUUUGUAUCUCUGUUUGUAUUUUUUUGAACAAACUUUUGUAGAUUGACAAGCAAAAUUAAUUUCAUUCACCACCAGCUGAUUAAAACAUCUCUCCAGCUCUUUUGGCUUGCAUUUUUCUAAAGCUAAAGAGCAACCAGGGAUUUUAUCUACAAACAAACAAUCGCUCUUCAGCCACUGGAUCCAUGGAGUCCAUUUCCUCUCGUGAUUUUUUUUUAUCCACAAGCCCAAUCUCUCUCCUGGGGAUGCAAUACGGAUUUGAGCUGAAUCACUGGACGUCUUUUUAAGGAUUUUUACUUGAGCACAACACUAUAGGUGGUCUCUGAGGACGCUGGAUUCAUUGGCCUCUGCUAAUUUAUUUUCAACACUGUGAUCCAGCAAGUAGCCUGAGCCCAAAGUAGGGUUGGCAAUAGUGUUGCAACCACUGGAAAUGGUCAGGAUGUUGAUAUCUUUAUAGAGGAUGCACAUUUUUAACAGAAAUUGAGAUGAAAGUUAAUUUGUCUGAUGUCUUCUUGGAAUCCAAAACACUUAAUGCAUCAUUAAGGAACAUAAUCCUACAUUAAGGCCUAGUCUAUGAGCUGGAACUCCUCGACUGCUGAGAAACACAAUGUUCUGCUAAUGUUUCCCCAAAUGCCACCAGUUCUGCAGAACUGUACACCAGGAAUCCCCUCUCACUGAGAGAGGGGUGAUUGAACUGAAAGUGAAGAUGACCAGAACGACCAGAGCGACUGAAUGUAUCAGGUUUCUCCUCCUCUUCCUCUCCCCUGUAAUUAAAAACAAACACUGGAAAAGACAAAAGAGUAGGAAAUGAAAUGAAAUGAAAAGGGGGGGAUGAAAGUGAGAGAGGAAGACUUUUUGGAGAGUGAAAAUAAAAGGAUGCAGAGACGGAGAGAGGGAGAGACAGAUAUAGUGAUGGGACAACAGCGAGAUAAACAGGACUCCUCCCGGUUAAAUUACAGUCCUUCUCCCUCCAUCUUUAGAUUCUGUCCCAGCAUGCAACACUCUGACACUUUACUGGAAAUGUUGCUUGUCCCGAGCCAACACUAGUUUCACACGCACUCGCACACAUACACGUAUGUAUAAUGACACAUACAGACACAGAGGCAGUGUCCUUGAGGGGGUUGGUUGUGGCUUUCAUUCAAACACACAUGAAGAACUCACACCGCCGGGUGAACCGCUGCAUUUUGGGAGAGUGUUCUGCUGCACGCUAAGUAAGUCAGACAAGCUGUAACACUGCACAGCAGAGACAGAGAUAGUCAGGCUGAAUCAAGACCCACUGUGAUAUGAUUUAUUUUAGUUUUUGCAUGUUCAAAAGUUUUGGUAAAAGUUUGACAUUUAAUGACUGAACUGAAGUGUUUGUUUGGUUGCUUGUCCUGAGAGAACCUUUUAUGCAAAAACAGUCAUCCAAGUGUCUCCAGGGAAAUCUCAGACUGUGGUAUUUUCAUACUCCAGUAUAUGCGUCAAUACGUUUGGUAAAACAAGUGUCAUUUCCACCAAAAGUACAAAGAAUCUUCAGUCCCUGGAUCUAGUAUUUCAGGAACUUAAAGCUCCAGCUUCACCUUGUUUUCACAGUCUCAGCCCCUCAAAUGCAUCACCUAACACCUAACACCUUUGAAAGUACAACCCCAACGAGCAGGCGAUUCUUUGGUGGGUCAAAUAAUGUUUCCAGAAUGUAAAGGGGUAGUUUGAUAUUCGAGAGGGGUUUAAUGAGGUGCUUAUCAAUAAUAGGUGAUCUACAGCUGAGCUAAGCUUUGUACUGUUGCAAACAGUCAGGAGAAACCCUGUACCAGUCAUAUUUCCAGAGAGGAUUAUAUAAAACCAACACCAAAAUAAUCCAGUUCGACUCCUGCCAAAGAGCAUCGCUGAACUAAACCGUCAGGAAACAGAGCGAUAAACACAUAAAUGUAUAAGAUAUCUCAGUGGACAACAACAGAAGAUUUCCUCAUCUCCCUUAAGUUCGGGUUUCAAUUCCCCUCGUCUGCAGCAGUACAUAGCUUACCUCGUGAGUAUAAAUCUCAGCUGGCUUCUCCAAGCGGGGGCCGUGCUGACUGAGGUUUGUUGUAUGUUAAUCACUCAAUAGUUUAGUACCUCAUUUAAUCCCUCUCUAGACUGAAUUUAACACAACUUAAAACCCUGGUUCAUCUGAAGGUCUCUUGUCCCCUCAGGACAUUUCUGCGGUGGAAACUUGGCUGACGCAACUCAGACUCCUGUUAGUCAUGCACUUCAUAAGUGUAAUUAUAUUAUCAUUAAAUGAAUAUAAUAAUUACACUGACAGAGGUGACACGAAUAUUCUGAGAGGCCUGAGGAUGAUUUUGUUUUCAGUGUUGUCAAAACUUGUAGAAUACUGUUCGAGGAAUAAAUAAACACUUGGUCUCAUUUUGAACCGAGAGAGGAGGAGGAGGAGGAGGAAGAGUAGCUGACUGACGUUUUGUUUGUAUUGACUGAUAUACCUUAAGGCACUCAAAUGAUGAUGAUGAGGAGACAGAUGAGACUAAUUAAUUUGAAGAUUAAUUUGAGUGGAAUCCAUCAGCAACCUUUCAAACAACCAGCACAUGUCUAUAUGCAAAGAGCUAAAUUAUUCUACCUGUAACAUUUGUACAUGACGUUAGAUUUUAUAAACUCAGAUAUCAGUAGAGUUUGGAGACUCUUUGUAAUAUUUUCUGCUGAUACCAAAAAAAAACAAAGAAAGAAAUCCAGAUCAUUUCAUGUAAACUGUUAAAAACUUUGUGAUCAAAAGUGUAAAAAGUUGUAGAUUUUUUUUAAAUACUAAAGUAGCGUUAUCAUGUGAGGAGAUGAAGUGACAUGAUGUGAAACACUGUAAGUGGAGAUGACCGUGGCACUGCAGAAAGGUCGUCUAUUAACCGAGGUCGGGCUGGAGUCUGUAUCUUUGUAAUGUCUGCACUUCUGCUAUAUUAGAUCUUAAAGCCCUACAGGAUGUGUGGUUGUGUGUCAGUCUCAGUUUGCUGAUGGCACAAGAGAAAAUAUUGGAUCAGAAGGACCAGUGAACACAGUUAUGCAGACAAACACGUCUCCAACAUUACACAUAUGGAAGUAU
This is a messenger RNA of Labrus bergylta (ballan wrasse), 8895 nucleotides long. The record is from RefSeq and is a predicted model, not a curated record. Lineage: Eukaryota; Metazoa; Chordata; Actinopteri; Labriformes; Labridae.